AUGGAUUUCAUUGAUUACGAGUCCUUUGCUGUAAUAGAUCAGUCAAGCGGGGAAGAUGCAACUAACUCUUUACCCGAACCCUCGUCAACCCUCAACAUAUCGUCAUUUCGAGAAGAAUCUAAGACUCAACAAGACGAAUUCAAGUUGCCUUACUUUCUGAAUAAUGGGACUGCAGAUGAAAAUGGUAAGAAGUCAAGCUUAUAUGACAAAAUGGCGGUAUAUGCCAAUUUGUCGAUAGAAUCAUUGAAUCUUAAUGAACCAAAAACAAGCAAAAAAGAGCAACCUGUGGAUACUGUACCUCAAUUCAAUGAACCAACAAAAGCUGCUUUGCCUAGUUCUGGUAUUUCUGAUUUUCUUUCAGGCAAGAGUUCUAAGACUACAGAUGCAGCCAAUAUGGUUUUAUCUAGAAAACUCUCGAACGUCUUGACUGAUUAUAUUUUGACUAAUUAUAAGAGUCGAACUCAAUUGAGAAAAUCUCUAGACUUUUUGGAAGAAAAUGAAGACCAGUUGCCUUUUGAUACAGAAAAGCUAAUAGAUUCAGGCUACAUCGGGACAUUAGCAAGGAGAAGUCUUCGGAGUGACAUCGAAAAUGAGCUUUUGAAGGAGCAUCUUAUUGUACUGGAGGAAUUUAGGCCUAUAGUGAGAAGGAUCAAGCGUUUUUCGAGCUCUGUCGAAACUAUAAGAGUUGCUGGCGAUGAUAUUCUCAAAGACAACGAAUCGGUUGACGAGGACGAAGCUAGUGUCAUGAAUGAGUUAACUUCUUUGCAUACAAACUUGAGUUCUUUACGCCUGAAGAAAAGUUUGUUAGUAUCUUUGCAGAAACUUUUCUCUUUGACGCAAGUUGAGGACGACGUUAUUUUUAACGGAACUGUCGAUUUGGAAUUUUUUAGAGUCGCUGACAAAGUAUUGUCUAUAAAAAAGCACGCAACCUAUUUGUUAUCCCUUCCUGAUGCUAAGGCGGGUACCUCCUUGAUAAACAAGCUCAACAACACUUUGAAAUCUAUCAACAACAAGGUAUACAACUACUUAGUUGACUUUAUCUAUCACUACGAGUCUAGUUCUAAUUAUUAUGGUGAAAAGACUCUUGAAGUGAAUACAAAAAAAUUAAAUGUUUUCCGAAAGGGUCUUAUUUAUUUGACAAAUGAUUUGGAGUAUUUCAACGAGUUCUUGAAAAAAGUCACCACUGUUAGAUCAAAGAUCGUUUUGGAUGAGUUCCUGUCUGUAUUUGACUACGACCCUAAAGAUUCUUUACCCAUAGCAAUUUCAGCGCAUGACCCAUUACGCUAUAUUGGUGAUGUUUUAGCAAGUGUUCAUUCCUCAAUUGCCAAUGAAGCCGAUUUUGUGAAAUCAUUGUUUCAGUUCCAAGUCACACAGUUGGAAGCUGGAUCGGAAACAACAAAAUUACAAAACGAAGAAUAUUUGGAUUCUCUCGAUGUAAAGCUUUUAAAUCAAAUUGUUCAAUCCCUUUCAAAUUCUUGUAGAAUUAGAAUAGAGCAGAUUGUCAGAUUUGAGGAGAACCCUGUUACCAACCUCGAAAUUGUGAGGCUCUUGAAGUUGUACCAGAUUAUGUUUGAGAGAAAAGGAAUAAAUGCUCAAAGUUCAAUCAUCUCGAGUCUUAAAAUGCUUGAAGUCCUUUCUAAGGAGAAAAUUACAAACUCGUUUACAAAAAUUAUCGAUGGUAUAUCGGCUAUAGGUAAUGAAAACAACGAUACCAUGCCUCCUGAAUGGCUCGCUGACUAUAUCAGUAGACUGGUAGAAUUUUUUGAAGCAUAUGAAAGGGGUAAAGAUUCUGACUCCAAUGAGAAUGAUGCGCUUGCCAGUGCAUCAUUUCUUAAAAAGGCUGUGGAGGAUCCAAUUCAAAACAAACUUUCAAAAAUGAUACAAAAUGAAUUUCCUACAGCAAGAAAAAAUGAAGAAGUUAGAUCUUCAUUACUUACUAUGCAAAUCAACUGUUUCGAUCUGAUAAAAUCUAGGUUGCAACCGUUUUCUACAACUAUAUUCGCGCAAAACGAGGAAACAUCAGCAAUUUACCAAAAAAUCACGGAUAAAUUACAGCAAUUUAUUAAUCGCAUGCUGGAGCUUCAAAACAAGCUUCUUUUCGAAAAUAGCGGAUUAGAGCUUUAUUACAACUUAUUGAAUAUGAUCUUUCCUAUAAGCUCUAUCCAGGAUGAAUUGGAUUAUGACAUGUACUUAUCGCUUUCUGACAACGCAUUAAUGGAACUUGAUACAAUAAUGAAUAAGGUACAUGCUAAGCUAACUGAUUAUCUUCCCCAAGCGCUUACGGACCUGCAGGAGAAUUUAUUAUUCAGAUUAACUUCUCCUUCUAUCGCUGAUGAAAUCUCAGAGACCUGCUUUGAGAAUCUCUUUAAAUUUUACAUUAAUUUCAGAAGGAUUUUGAUGCAUCUCUACCCUGAUAGAAAGGAAAAAAUAACCAGCAUCCUAAACUUUACCGAGGAAGAAUUCAAAACAUUGAUAGGGCUAAAUUGA
Molecule: messenger RNA, 2487 nt
Organism: Zygotorulaspora mrakii
Lineage: Eukaryota; Fungi; Ascomycota; Saccharomycetes; Saccharomycetales; Saccharomycetaceae
Gene: COG6
Product: Golgi transport complex subunit COG6
Exons: 1
Coding region: 1-2487 (828 amino acids)
Biological process (GO): intra-Golgi vesicle-mediated transport
Cellular component (GO): COG complex
Source: RefSeq, a predicted model, not a curated record